Molecule: messenger RNA, 710 nt
Organism: Procambarus clarkii (red swamp crayfish)
Lineage: Eukaryota; Metazoa; Arthropoda; Malacostraca; Decapoda; Cambaridae
Source: RefSeq, a predicted model, not a curated record
GGAGCUGCAAGGUUGUGUCCGCCUCCACGACCUCUCGUCUGCAAUGUUUGUCAAAGGAAUGAUGGCAGUGGUGUUGGGGACUCUCCUGGUCGCCGCCAUCAUCCAGGCCGCCGAGGCGCAGCAGCACACGAAGGAAGAACAUCAACAGCAACACCAGGAUCUAGCAGAACGGAGUCAGCAGAAGGAGGAGGUGCAGCAGCAGCAGCAAAAGGAGGAGGAGGUGCAGCAGGAGCAGCAGCAGGAGAAUAGGAAGGAGGUGGUGCAGAAAGAGGACUCUGAUGAGAGGUCACGUUUUCUGUUAAGUGACCUGGGGAACGCGGACGUGUCCGUCACCAUCGGGAGUUCGACGCUGGUGGUGUUCUUCGUGGCGGUGGUGUCCUUCGUGGUGGCUCUCAGUGUCCUCCUCGACGUGGUGUCGGCCGCCCGCGUCAAGUACACUCCUGACGAAGCCCACUACGCACAACCCCCGACCUUUGCUCUGCCCGUCCCCAUUCCCGUCGAGAGCUCCUACGGCCUCCAGCAGUCCUUGGAGAAGGCCCAGAAGAAGUACGAGUAGUGCAUAGGGGUGUCUUGCAGGUCUACUGAGUGCUCUCCAGCAAUGUCACGCCUGUCCUGAGUGCUCUAACACUACAUCACAGGUGUUCUGAGUGCUCUAACACGACAUCACAGGUGUUCUGAGUGCUCUAACACGACAUCACAGGUGUUCUGAG